CAACGUCAGUUGGCUGCUGAACACUAAAAUCAAUUAGCUAAAUAAGAUUGCGUAUACGCCACAUAGUACAGCAGAAGCGAGUGUCCAGUCGCCAUGAAGGAGACCAAGGUAUUGGAGGAGGGCGACGCCUCGUUGCUAUCCGAAUCAUUGCUGAAGAUUGCCAAGCGGGAGCUGCGCGAGGACAAGUGCACGCGCGAGCAGAGCCUCGAGCAGCUGCGCAACUGGGUGCUAAAGAACGAGGAUCUGCAGAAUGUGCGCUGCGAUGAUACCUUCCUGUUGCGCUUUCUGCGCGCCAAAAAGUUUAGUGUGCCGAUGGCGGAGCAGACGCUGCUCAAGUAUCUGAACAUUCGGCGCACAUUUCCACACAUGGCCACCAAGCUGGACUUUCUGGAGCCGCGUAUGACCCACCUCAUCGAACAGGGUUACAUAUUUGCGGCGCCGAAGCGGGACAAGCACGGCCGACGCGUUGUGAUCAUCAAUGCCAAAGGUUUGAAUCCAAAGUUUCACACAAGCUGCGAUCAGGCAAAGGCGCAUUUUCUGACUUACGAGUGCCUCAUGGAGGAUCAGGAGACGCAAAUCACGGGCCUGAGUCAUGUGGGCGACUUUGCGGGCGUGACUACGGCGCAUGUGACCAACUGGAAUCCCACAGAGUUUGCGCGCGUCUUCAAAUGGGGCGAACAAUCGCUGCCCAUGCGCCACAAGGAGAUCCAUCUGAUCAAUGUGCCUUCCACGCUGAAAUGGCUGAUUGACUUUGUGAAGAAUCGCGUCAGCUCCAAGAUGAAAAACCGCCUGAACAUCUAUGGCAGCGACAAGGAGCUGAUGAAGAGCGUCGAUGCCGAGUGCCUGCCCCAAGAGAUGGGCGGCUCAAUGCCCAUGCGUGAGAUGAUCGAGCUGUGGAAGCAGGAGCUGGCUAGCAAACGAGAUCUCGUUCUGGCCCUCGAUCAGAGCACCUUGCUCUCCGAUCGUGGCAUCCAGCGACGCAGCAGCUACAAUUCCGAGAAGACCAGCACGGGCACCAAUUUCGUCUCACAGAUCGAGUCCAUCGAGGGCAGUUUUCGAAAACUGGAGUUCGAUUAGGCACARCCGGAUACCCGAUCCAAUGGCCCUUAUGCUAUUCGAUAUAUAUAUAUAUAUAGAUAAGAUUUAGUUGUAGGCAUUAUCCUUAAUUUGUAAUUUGCACACGCAGCGCUUUGCUUUGUUGU
Molecule: messenger RNA, 1202 nt
Organism: Drosophila arizonae
Lineage: Eukaryota; Metazoa; Arthropoda; Insecta; Diptera; Drosophilidae
Gene: Cralbp
Product: Cellular retinaldehyde binding protein
Cellular component (GO): membrane
Molecular function (GO): phosphatidylinositol bisphosphate binding
Source: RefSeq, a predicted model, not a curated record